ACGUCAUAUGGGCAGUUUUACGGCGCAGGACGGUACUGUAGUUAUAGAUUUCGCCCUUUUUCGGCUUCCAUCGCUUCAAUUGCUUCAAGUCAAAUUCAAAUUUGCUUACUUAGAAAUUCCAAGAAAAGAGCUUCGAUAAGUAAACGAUCAUGGGACUACGAAAUCCAAUCCAAAACCAUAUAUAAUCACUUAUCAGGCAGAUCGGAACAAAUCUUCUGCAAGCUAGAAGCUGCCAGGCCAAAAAAAAAGAAAAAAAAAGACCAUGUCACGCGCCUCCAAGCUUACACUGGCGGGCACAUCCCUCUUCGCCGUCGGUACCGUUAUCUUGGUGCACUUUCAGCAGAAUAUGGAAAAAGAGGCAAUGCAUGAAGGUGUCGUGCGGGACAUGGAACAGCAACGAAUAAAGAAGGAGCGCCAGCUGGAUUUCGAGAUGCAGAAGGUCUUGGAGGAGGAGUAUAAAAAGGGCCAGACCGUCCGGGACACCACAGCUGAGGCACAGCCCAAAGACUUGCCAAACCGGUAGCAUUGGUAGAAUCGGUAUGCCUUGUUGUUUCAUCUCAUCCGUUAGGUGUGUCAGUCACCUUUGUAAUAUGCGUCUAGUCGUGCCUUGAUGCCUACCUGCCUAUACCGGGACAUUUUUGGGUUCAAUCCAGGUUUUAUAGUGAGUGGGUGAUCACCGAGUUCUGAACUCGAGUGCUAUGUAUUAUACAAUACAACUUCUCCUCUUCCUACUACAAGGCUACUGCUCUUUUCUACCGGGAAAUAUGCUCAACAGCUAGUAUUCGUCUAUAAUGACGAUAUAUGCACUAUUUAUUGAACACAAUUGAUGUGUUCGUCUAUGCUCAGUGCCCCAUCUCCAACCUGUUAGCCAUCACGUAUGAACUCUCAUCUCCAAGAAUAAGAUUUUCAAAAAUACCUAUUUACCUACUUAGGUAGGUAGUCAAGCGAUAGGUAGUAUGAUAUAAAUCGUGGGUCCCACAUACUUGUCUGGGCAGUCAUACGAUCCAGAGAUUGGAUCCCCGUUACGACGGCUACAUAA
Messenger RNA from Hypoxylon fragiforme, 1039 nucleotides. RefSeq lists its product as uncharacterized. NCBI's taxonomy places the organism in Eukaryota, Fungi, Ascomycota, Sordariomycetes, Xylariales, Hypoxylaceae. The coding region runs from base 263 to 523 and encodes 86 amino acids. Gene Ontology annotation, cellular component: mitochondrion. The record is from RefSeq and is a predicted model, not a curated record. Gene Ontology annotation, biological process: mitochondrial respiratory chain complex IV assembly. The transcript is spliced from 3 exons.